Messenger RNA from Neocloeon triangulifer, 1555 nucleotides. Its product is annotated as beta-ureidopropionase. The record is from RefSeq and is a predicted model, not a curated record. Bases 167 to 1324 code for a protein of 385 amino acids. NCBI's taxonomy places the organism in Eukaryota, Metazoa, Arthropoda, Insecta, Ephemeroptera, Baetidae. The transcript is spliced from 8 exons. Gene Ontology annotation, molecular function: beta-ureidopropionase activity.
AUCUUGUUAGAUGCCUCGCGAGCCCAACUGCGCGCCUCUCUAAAAAGCGCUCCUCUUUUUCUUUGCGGCAGUGGAGGAAUCGGAUCUCGUGGAAGCGAACUUCUUCUUUUCUUUUUCUGUCUCGAGUGGCCAGUGUCGUCGCAACACAACAACUUGCAUUUCCAUAAUGUCCUCCGGAGAAUUUAAAAGUUUGGAGGAUUGUUUGGAAAAACACAUUCCCGCGCCCGAGCUGGCAGAGGUGAAGAGAAUCCUGUUCGGCAAACCGGUCGAAGGCAUUCCCAUCCCGAAGGCAGCAGAGGCGCUUCGAAAAAGUGGAGAUUUUGAGUUGAAGGCCUUCAAGAUUGCAGCGGCGCCAGAAGAGCUGAGGAAGCCACGUUUGGUUCGCGUGGGCAUAAUUCAGCAUAAAAUCGUGUUGCCGACAACGGCGCCCAUCCAGGCCCAACGCGACGCGAUUCUCGAGCGCGUCGGCACAAUUGUCGAGGCCGCCUCACUGUGCGGCGUCAACGUCCUCUGCUUUCAGGAGGCAUGGAACAUGCCAUUCGCGUUCUGCACUCGCGAGAAGCAACCGUGGUGUGAGUUUGCCGAGGACGCGGAAACCGGACCAACUACUCAAUUCGUUCAAAAGUUGGCCCGGCAACACGGAAUGGUGAUUUUGUCACCGAUUCUGGAGAGGGACACAAUUCACGGGGACACCAUUUGGAACACGACCGUCGUCGUCGGCGCCAACGGCAACGUGCUCGGCAAGACGCGCAAGAACCACAUCCCGCGGGUCGGUGACUUUAACGAGUCCACCUAUUACAUCGAGGGCAACACUGGCCACAAAGUGUUCGAAACAAAGUUUGGUAAAAUUGCGGUCAACAUUUGCUACGGGCGACACCACCCGCAGAAUUGGCUUAUGUAUGGUGUGAACGGCGCCGAGAUUGUUUUCAACCCCUCUGCGACUAUCGGCGGGCUCAGCGAGCCCUUGUGGGGGAUUGAGGCGCGAAACGCGGCGAUCGCCAACAGCUACUUCACUUUUGCCAUCAACCGUGUGGGCACCGAGCAUUUUCCGAACGAGUUCACAUCGGCCGACGGCAAACCGGCCCACAAAGACUUUGGUCACUUCUACGGGUCGAGCUACGCGGCCGCUCCGGACGGUAGUCGCACUCCUGGACUGUCCAGGACCAGGGAAGGUCUCCUUGUCACGGAGGUCGACCUCAACUUGUGCAGACAGACAAAGGACAGUUGGGGAUUCAGGAUGACCCAGCGUUUGGAACUUUAUGCAGAAUCCCUUUCUCAGGCUAUCAAGCAGGACUACAAGCCAGACGUUGUCUACGAAAAUUAAUUUUUCUAUGUUGAAAAUUAUUCUCAUUCAUUAUAAACUUUAUUUUAAAUUCUGGUGGCCGAUUGUGCAGUAAAAAAUAAUUGAAUAGAACCAUGGAAUAAAAAAAGUAUUUAAAAAGAAAAAAAUUACAUAUAUCAAAUAAGCUAUUAUCAAAUUUUAGUUAAAUCGUUUUCUUCUAUUUGGAAAGCCUAAUUCCUACACGUUUGCAAUAUAUUUCAAAGAAAUAAAUAA